AUGGCGGUGGCAGCAGACGAUCGAAUGACCGAUGACACUUCAAGGACGGUUGUCCAGCGGCUCAAGAGCCUGUACAUGGACUUGCUGAGGCCCAUCGAAGUCGACAGCUUCUUCCUGUAUUUCAACAGCGAGUCGACCUUGACGGUCUCAGAGCUCGAGGCACGACCACAAGUCUUGCUGAUCGGCCAGUAUAGCACCGGCAAGACGUCGCUCAUUAAGUGGGUCACGGGCAUCGAGAGCCCCUUCUUUGACAUCCGGCCCCAGCCUAGCACGGACAAGUUCAUGGCCGUCGUACACGGAGACGAGGAGAAGGUGAUCAAUGGAGACGCCGCGACCUGCUUACCGGAUCUGCCCUACAGUGGUCUUUCCCGGUUCGGCUCCUCCUUCCUUGGAAAGUUCCAGGUUUUGGUGGAGAGCGCGGACAUCCUGAAGCAGAUUACCUUCAUCGACACCCCUGGAGUCCUGUCUGGCGACAAGCAGCGCAUCAGCCGUGGUUAUGACUUUAUGAAAGUCUGCCGGUGGCUGGCUGCGCGGUCUGAUCUAAUCCUGCUGCUGUUUGAUGCCCAUAAGCUCGACAUCUCCGAUGAGUUCAAGGAGGUUAUCGAGUCCAUCAGGAGCGAUGGCGACAAGUGCCGGUGUGUUCUAAACAAGGCGGAUGAAAUCGAUGGUGAGAACCUGGUCAAGGUGUACGGUGCUUUGAUGUGGAAUCUCGGCAAGAUUCUCCAGACCCCGGAGGUUGCGCGUAUGUACGUGGGAUCCUUCUGGGACGAGGAGUACAAGUGCAAGGAUCUGGAGCGGCUCCUGAACCAGGACCGGAAGGACCUGUUGCAAGAGUUGCGUGAUUUGCCACGGAAUGUAUGCGUUCGGCGAGUUAAUGAGAUUGUGGCACGGGCGAGAGCUGUCAAAGUCCACCUCGCCCUGUGCUGUGCCCUGCGUGCUCGUCUUCCUGCCUUUGGCUUCUGCGGUAGAAGACACCGGCAUCAGCUGUGGCUGUCGGAGCAUCUCCCCGAAGUCUAUGCCGAGGUGAUGAAGGACUAUGAGUUCGCCCCGGGCGACAUGCCGCACGUGGAGUACUUCGGUCAGCGCCUGCGUGCCUUCAAAGACUUCAGGGCCUUUCAGAGGUCCUGCAAGGCACAGCAGGAGACGCUGGACCGGCUGAUCGCCACGGAGAUCCCGCGCCUCAUGGCCAUGGUCGGAGGCAUCUCGGCCUCGGAGCUGGGCCAGAAGGUCAACGGGAAGUCCAGUGCUUUCACGUGGAACAGCUCCGUGACGAGACCGUCCUCUGGUGACAGCGGCGGCUCGGGCUGUCUCUGCCUGUGCCUGCUGCUCUUCCUUUCCCUUGCUCUCUUCCCGCUGGCGGCCGUACUUUUCGUUGGGCAAGCCGAGGCACUUGCUGCAUUGGAUCAGCUUGUGGAUCUGGCUGCGAACUUCAGCGGGAAUUGGACGGGAAACCUGACGGCGCUGCCGUGGACAAAGCAGCUCCUUCGCGACUUCACCGGAGAAGAACUCUGA
Molecule: messenger RNA, 1512 nt
Organism: Symbiodinium sp. CCMP2456
Lineage: Eukaryota; Dinophyceae; Suessiales; Symbiodiniaceae
Source: the annotation of a GenBank genome assembly